UUUCGGCGACUUCGCGGGCAUUGCAAACAUCUCAGGAUACGCAAAUUAGUGUAUUGGCUCAAAACUUUCAAGAUGCCAAGGUUUACGGAAUGUUGGCGUUGUGGGAACUCGUCUGCCACAGUAGCUUGUCCUUCUUGUGACGUUGCAAAAUACUGCAGUAAAAAAUGCAAAGCAAAUGAUAUCGCGAGACACAAAGACGCCGAAUGUCGUCCAGUUGCAAUCAUAAAAACUUGUUCAUCAUGUCGUAAGACUGGUUCAUCUCUACAAACAUGUAGUGGCUGUUAUCGAGCUUUUUAUUGCGACGCGAAAUGCCAAAUGAAUCACCGAAGUGAACACAAAUUCGAAUGUAAGCGUAUUGUGGAUAAAAUUAAAUCUCUGGCUGGUUCACUCCUGGCUUUUUUCCCUAAUUCUGGACGGAUUUGUAUGGCGCAUUAUUACUGGGGCAAUAUGCCUGCAUAUGACUAUCUUAACUUACUGGAGAAUGAAGGUGUCAACUACGAUUCAGAUAUGAAUGUUCUAGUCCUUGGCGUUGGUGAUUUACGAAAUAUUGUGCUCACUUGUGCUUCGUUACCCGAGAGCUUCGCAAACAAAGUCAAGUUCGUAUUAAACGACAUAGACGAAUGGGUCUUGGCAAGAUUGGUUCUACUACUCUAUAUGAUGAUUAAAUGUGAUCGAAGCGUGAGUAAAGUUGUUACAGAAAUUUGGUACUCGCUGUCCUUGAGCGAAAAAACGUACAAUUACCUCCAUCAAACGCUUCAGGGAUUGCUUCGAUUACAGAGCGCUGAGGAUAUGAAAACGGCCACAGACGGAAUAAUACAUCUAAACGAAGAGCAUUUUAGGAAGUUUCGAGACGUUUGGGCACGAUGGCUUGAAAUGAGAGUAGAAGGUACAUCACACAUUCGAAAACAACGCGAGAAGGCAAUGAACGCAGACCUUGGGAGUUUUGGAGGCAGAAUCAACUAUUACAAUUGUAUUCCGAAGGAACACGUUCCCUCAGCCAUGGAGUACAUGGAGAAAGGUGUUUUCAAUCGCACGCAGAAUUGCUCAUUUGCCGAAAACCCCACACUUACAGGUCCUCCAAUGUUUGGCAACGAUUUAACCUAUUGUUGUCCCACGAGUGUCCUUCCAUUUGUUGGUUGGGAUUAUGUUGAGGUCGAAAAAUCGACGUAUUCAAAAUCUCUAGUUACCAUGUUCGGAAACUACAUCGAAGAGAAGUUAGAACGUUUCAUGGAAAAACUUGCUGCGAGACAAGUGAGAUUUGACAUUAUUUUAGGCAAUUGCAUGAACAUCGAAGAAUUUCUGACAGAAGAAGAAAAAUAUGAUCGAAUUUUCACAUCUAAUCUUAUGGAUUACAUUCUUCUUCCGGAAUUGUUAAGGCUUUACUCUGGCAGGCUAAAUAGAAAUAAUCCUCACACAACGUUGAUCACUGAAACACAAAACUGGGUCAACUUCUGUCCUGCCGCAGACGUGGACUCGAUGUCAAUAUUUGAACAAAGAGCGUCUUUCGGUGAAACUGCCUUGCGAGAUACAAACGAUCCAAAGUUUGCUAAUGAUGUUGGGACAACCUUCCGGGAAUAUCUUGAUAACUCUCGUGAACUGCAGGACUACCUUCGUGCAUUGUUUUAUGCGGAUCGCAAACGACAAAAAUGCGGAACAUCCACGCCGUCAAAAGUCCCAAAUUUCAGAGAACUAGGAAACGAGUUCCAGUUGCGAUUGCGGGAUGGCUUCCGCAAUGAAAAUCGAAUUGUCUUCUUGAAACCUGCAGUCAAUCGACGAAGAGUGACAAUGAUUACUGGUCUGGAACGAAACAUGGAGUGGGUGCCAAAUUAAAUUUUGCUACUUUUCUUCUCGUGAAAUUUGAACUAAAUUUUCGUCAUUCGUCAUCGUUUAAUCAUUCGGUGGACAUUGCAACGAAGUCCAGGAGUAAUUCAAAUUUCUAGUGGAAAACUUCGUUUAUAAUAUAUCUAUGCCAAAUUUCUUGCACGUUUUUCCUUUCAUUUAUAUAAUUUUUUUUGUAAUACUAUUAUACCUCGCACUACUAGUUAAACUUAUCUAGUACAAUACUUACUAGGUUACCUAUGAGUAGAAAUGCUGCCUGAAAGCAAUAAUUACAUGAAUCUUCGGGUUGCUAAUCUUGUUUCACUCGGGAGGUCUCUACAAAGGGUUUUUAGAGAAUUGUCUAUGAGGGCUGAUUGAUUUGAUAUUUAAUGGAACUCUAAUUUCGUAGUGUAAGCACUAAAUUUUCAAGUUAUUUACAAGGUUAAAAGAAGUCCUGAUAUGUCUAAAAUUGCAAUAAUUUAUAUAGCCUUAAAUAUUUAGAAUAGAAAUUUAAAUUAACAAUUAACCUACCCUUAAUUACAAUGAUAUCUUGAAAGAAU
Dendronephthya gigantea is the source of this 2378-nucleotide messenger RNA. RefSeq lists its product as uncharacterized. The coding region runs from base 73 to 1830 and encodes 585 amino acids. The record is from RefSeq and is a predicted model, not a curated record. The transcript is spliced from 3 exons. NCBI's taxonomy places the organism in Eukaryota, Metazoa, Cnidaria, Anthozoa, Malacalcyonacea, Nephtheidae.